Messenger RNA from Musca vetustissima, 1478 nucleotides. It is a transcript of the gene Rpn6, whose product is annotated as 26S proteasome non-ATPase regulatory subunit 11. Gene Ontology annotation, cellular component: proteasome regulatory particle, lid subcomplex. The coding region runs from base 148 to 1413 and encodes 421 amino acids. Gene Ontology annotation, molecular function: structural molecule activity. Gene Ontology annotation, biological process: ubiquitin-dependent protein catabolic process. Lineage: Eukaryota; Metazoa; Arthropoda; Insecta; Diptera; Muscidae. The transcript has 5 exons. The record is from RefSeq and is a predicted model, not a curated record.
AGAUCCCUAUUAUGACUGGCAAAAACCAAUAAUAAAAAGCGAAUUUUUGUUAAGAGGUGGUUAUAAUAAAUUCAUUUCAUUGAAGAGUUCUAGAAAUUCAAGCAAAUUUUACUACAGUAUAAGUUUUCUAAACAACGCAAAAUAAAUAUGGCCGGAGCUACUUUGUUUGAAAGAGCACAAGCUCUGUCAACUGUCAACCGCGAGGAAGGCAUUUCACUAUUGAACAAAAUCAUCAGAGAACAAGAAGUUGCCGAAAAUGAUGAGGAGCUUAUACGCAUCAAGGAACAGGGCAUCUUGCAGUUGGGUGAACUCUACAAACAGGAGGGCAAAGCCAAGGAGUUGGCCGAUUUGAUUAAAGUUACCCGCCCCUUCCUUAGUUUGAUCAGUAAGGCAAAGGCUGCAAAGUUGGUGAGAUCUUUGGUCGAUAUGUUCCUGGAUAUGGAUGCUGGCACCGGUAUUGAGGUUCAAUUAUGUAAAGAUUGCAUUGAAUGGGCUAAACAGGAAAAACGCACCUUCCUACGUCAGAGUUUGGAGGCUCGUCUGAUUGCUCUCUACUUUGACACUGGCAUGUACACCGAUGCUUUGCAAUUGGGUUCACAACUCCUCAAAGAAUUGAAAAAAUUGGAUGAUAAAAACCUUUUGGUUGAGGUACAACUGCUGGAAAGUAAAACCUAUCAUGCUUUAAGUAAUUUACCAAAAGCUCGUGCUGCUCUAACAUCUGCCCGUACCACAGCAAAUGCCAUUUAUUGUCCUCCAAAAGUGCAGGCCUCAUUGGAUCUGCAAUCGGGUAUUUUACACGCCGCCGAUGAACGUGAUUUCAAGACAGCCUUCUCCUAUUUCUAUGAGGCCUUUGAGGGUUUCGAUAGUGUGGACAAUAACAAGGCAUUGACCGCUCUCAAAUAUAUGUUGUUGUGCAAAAUUAUGUUAGGUAAAUCGGAUGAUGUUAAUCAAAUUGUUAGCGGAAAAUUGGCCAUUACAUAUUCAGGUCGCGAUAUUGAUGCCAUGAAAUCAGUUGCCGAGGCCUCACACAAACGUUCUUUGGCUGACUUCCAACAGGCCUUGAAGGAUUAUCACAAGGAAUUGGCUGAAGAUGUUAUUGUUAAGGCUCACUUGGGUACUCUAUAUGAUACCAUGUUGGAACAGAAUCUUUGUCGCAUCAUUGAACCCUAUUCUCGUGUGCAAGUCUCCCACGUUGCCGAUUGCAUUAAAUUGCCCAUGCCACAGGUGGAAAAGAAAUUGUCACAAAUGAUUUUGGAUAAGAAAUUCCUGGGCAUCUUGGAUCAGGGUGAAGGAGUUUUAAUUGUUUUCGAAGAGACUCCCACCGACAAAACCUACGAACGUGUUUUAGAGACCAUACAAAACAUGGGCAAAGUUGUCGAUACCCUAUAUCAGAAGGCCAAGAAAUUGUCAUAGACAUAAACAAACCUAUCAACAAAACAACCAGCCAGCCAGUUUCCCCCAUUCCUGUAACGUCAAAC